UAUCUCGACAACUAAUUUUCCCAAUUUUCCUUAUUCAAGAUGGAAGGACAUAAAGCGGCUCCUGGCUGCAAGAUGGCACCUUUGGUUCCAAAAGGAUCAGUGCUAACAGAUAUGCGACAAAAACGAUGGUUGAUUGGAAAACCAGUUGGAUCCGGGGCCUUCGGAGCAAUCUACCUUGCCAGGAGAGAGGGGGAGGAGGAGGAGGAGUACGCUGUCAAGAUAGAACCCCACAGCAACGGUCCUCUCUGGGUAGAGAUGCAUGCGUUCUUCAGGAUAGGUUUGGAAACCCACAGAGCUAUCUGGAAACCUAGAAACGGGAAACCCGAAGGAUGGGUUGGUAUACCAAACUACUUUGGCUCUGGUUCUCAUUGGGUCGAAGAGGAAAAACUCAGGUUUUUAGUGAUGUCAAGGCUAGGUUCAGAUAUUCAGAAAUUCUUUCAGUCUGGGAAGAAACCAAUCCCUCUCCCUACUGCCUUAAAUAUAGGGAUCCAGAUAAUGGAAAGCUUGGAGUAUGUACACAGCAAGGGAUAUGCUCAUAAUGAUAUCAAGGCUCAGAAUGUUCUUCUGGCCUACGGACAGGACCAGAAUACGGUAUAUCUCGUGGAUUUUGGUCUUGCAUGUAAAUACCGGAACAGUCAGGGUUUCCACUGCAGCGCUGAACCUGAUGAACGGAAGGCACACGAGGGAACCCUGGAGUACACCAGUAGAGACGCGCACACUGGCGUUCACUCCCGCCGUGGGGAUCUUGAAACUCUUGGAUAUAAUCUGAUACACUGGGUUUCUGGAUACCUACCUUGGAUACAUUCACAGGAACCAGAGUUCGUACAGAGCAAGAAGAUUGGAUUUAUGUUCAAUGUUCCUGGUUUUCUGAAGAAAUGUUUUAAACCUGAGGCCCCGCCGAAAGUUUUGGAGGAUUUCAUGGUGUAUGUGAAUUCCUUGGGAUUUAUAGAUGCUCCUGAUUAUUCAAAACUCAGAAAACUUUUUUGCCAGGCUAUGAGAAGAGAAGGAGUAGAGCCCUACGCUCCUCUAGUCUUUGGAAACCGCAAGGUUGCCCCCCGCGAGGAGAGCUCUGAUGAAGAAGAGGAGGAAGAUGAGGAUCAGGAGGGAACACGAAACACAAGAUCUCAAGAUGAAGAUGAAAGGUUUGCUCCCUGGAGCUGGGAACAGGUUCUUAGUCUGGAUCCUGAAUCCAUCAUCAGGCAGGCUAGUCGAAGCAGUGAGUCUGAGGAGAGAGAGAACCCGGAGCAGACUGCUGCAUUCGAGGCGCUCCAGGAGCAGAGUUUACUGAACCCUACUCCGGAGAUGGUUCGAUUACUGGAGGUGAGAGAGGAGCUAGAACGGGUUAGGAAGACCCUAUCCUGGAAGGAGCAACUGGCGGAGUACAAUCAGAGAAUGGCGAAUACCAAGGCAAAGUUUGCAAGUAUGGACUUGACAGCCUCUGAUGUAACUCCUGCCAUGCAACAAGUCAUUGAUAGAAGAGCCAAACGUUUAGCCUCAGGUAUUUGCUCUCCUAUAACUCCUGAACCAUCUGAGGAUGAGCUUGAUGAGCUGGAUGAUCUGGUUGAAGUAAAGAAGGCCCUGACCAAGGGAACCCGGAGACAGAAACAAACCAGCGCAGUUUCUCCUCCGUCUGGUUCUAACACUCCAAGGACAAGAUCAGGAACGUCUACUCCUAGAGCUGGCAGGGGAUCUGCUACACCACGCUCUAGGCCAGGUUCCGCUACUCCUACAGCAGGAUCCGUCACUCCUGGAUCCAGGUCUGGAACUGCUUCUACGGUUCCAAUGGAAUGUUUCACAAGAUCAAGCCGUAGUUCUCGUGCCUCGUCUCCCAGUUUCUCCGGAUCUGUUUUACAGCUGGAGGAUUCUCCAGUAAGGAGAUCUGAGAUCCCAAGAUCUAGCGCUAGACUAAAUACAAUCCGUAAUAAAGACGACACGGAUAGUGGAUCAGGUCGUAAAACCAGAAUAAAGAAUAAAGAUGCUCAGUUUAAACUUCCAACUGCCAAUACAAAAAUUGCCUGUCUCCACUGUGGUAAACUUCUUCUAGAAAAAAGCAUGUCCCGUCAUAUUUCCAGAUUUCAUGCCGAAGAUAUUGAAACGGACGACAUAAGAGUUAAACGAGUUAUUCAAAGUCCAAAAACUCCAAUUCUUCAGAUGAAGCGUUUUCGAAACAAUCGUCAUCUAACUCCGCAGCUUAACCAGGAGCAGGAGUUUAUUCCAAGCAGUAAAAUAUUUUCGUCUCCUGAGGAGCCCCAAUCUGAUCCUGAGGAGCCCCAAUCUGAUCCUGAGGAGCCCCAAUCUGAUCCUGAGGAGCCCCAAUCUGAUCCUGAGGACGAGACUGCUAAAGUUCCUGAGAGUAGUGAGGAGAAGUGUCCGAUGUGUUUGAUGAAACUACCCUUACUUAUGAUAGCUCAGCACUUAUCAGAUGUUCACUCGCCAGCAAGAAAGAGAACUCGACAGGUUAAGAUUAUAAGCAGUGGUGUUCCUGUUCACGUGAGCUCGGAUUCUCCUCUGAAAAUCAGGAACAUGACUUCUCCGGAGAAGUCGGGAGCAGAUGUGUCCGUUAUGCCUGUUCCAGAUUCUGUUAAGAUACGGAAAUAUUUAGCUCUUGAGUAAAUUUUCUGUCAGUUUAUUAUGAAUUUAUUUAUAUUAUUGAUAAAAAAGUGUUCUUAAAUUAAAAGCAAAGCAGCAUUUUAUUGAAAAUAUAAAAUGCCUUUAAUUAGUAAUGAAAUAUAUCUUGGUUGUUUUACCAUUUUAA
Messenger RNA from Eurytemora carolleeae, 2755 nucleotides. Its product is annotated as serine/threonine-protein kinase VRK1. Bases 40 to 2613 code for a protein of 857 amino acids. Gene Ontology annotation, biological process: peptidyl-serine phosphorylation; signal transduction. Gene Ontology annotation, molecular function: protein serine/threonine kinase activity; ATP binding. Gene Ontology annotation, cellular component: nucleus; cytoplasm. The transcript is spliced from 15 exons. NCBI's taxonomy places the organism in Eukaryota, Metazoa, Arthropoda, Copepoda, Calanoida, Temoridae. The record is from RefSeq and is a predicted model, not a curated record.